Boleophthalmus pectinirostris (great blue-spotted mudskipper) is the source of this 4418-nucleotide messenger RNA. RefSeq names its product opioid growth factor receptor-like 1 (gene ogfrl1). The coding region runs from base 205 to 1236 and encodes 343 amino acids. The transcript is spliced from 7 exons. Lineage: Eukaryota; Metazoa; Chordata; Actinopteri; Gobiiformes; Gobiidae. Gene Ontology annotation, cellular component: membrane. The record is from RefSeq and is a predicted model, not a curated record. Gene Ontology annotation, molecular function: opioid growth factor receptor activity.
GCCGCUCCUGUGCCGCUCUGCUAAUGUGGAAACCCCCGCUUCCUUCCCCUUUAAAGCCGAGAGCCCGCGGUGGUGCGCUCGCUCGGUCCCGGCUGGGCAUGUAGCGUGGCGCGGUGCAGGAGAGCGGCGAGAGCGAGGGAUCCAGGCGGACAAAGAGAGCUCCGAAGGCGGUCACGGGGGUAAGCGGCGGCGCGGUCAGUGUCGAUGGGGAAUCUGGUGGGAGGAUGGCGGCUAAAGGAGCCCAGCACCGUGGAGGAGUGCGACUCGACCUGGGGCUCCGACUCCGAGAACGAGAGCGAGGACAGCGGCGUGUCAGAGAGCGUGAGCCCGGCGGCGGAGAGCGAGAGGGCGGCCAGCGGGGACACGGAGCACCGGGAGCAGUUGUGUGAUUCUCCAGAGUCGGCCCCAAAGAUGAAGAGGAGCUUCUACGCAGCGAGAGACCUGUACAAAUACAGACACAGUUACCCGAACUAUAGAAAGUCCAGGCAGCCCAACGAAUAUCGCAACCUUCGUUUUUACCUGAACAAAAUCCCCCUGGUCCCAGAUGGGAUCUACAUUGAGGAGAUUCUGAAAAAGUGGAGAGGAGACUACGACAAACUAGAGCACAAUCACACCUACAUCCAGUGGCUGUUUCCUCUGAGAGAACAAGGGCUGAACUUCUACGCACAUGAACUCACUCAGGACGAGAUUAAGGAGUUCCAGAGCACCCGAGAGGCCAGGCGCAGGUUUGUGGCGGCGUACUCCCUCAUGUUGGACUUUUACGGCGUCAAACUCUUGGAUAAAAACGGGAACGUGGCGCGAGCUCCGAACUGGGAACAGAGAUUUGAGCAUCUGAACGAGUCUCAGCACAAUUACCUGCGCAUCACUCGGAUCCUCAAGUCCCUGGGGGAGCUGGGCUACGAGGCGUUCAAGGCCCCUCUCGUGCGUCUCUUCCUGGAGGAGUCCCUGGUCCGCGGGACUCUGCCCAACAUGACCCACAGCGCCCUGGAGUACUACGUGUACACCAUCCGCAACGCCGCCACCAGGAGGCGACUGCUGCGCUACGCCAAGAAACACUACCGGCCCGCGCACAACUUCAUCUGGGGCCCCCCGAGCAGGAGGGACCGGGAGAGGGCGAGGGGGGCGGGCGGGGACGACGACGACUACGGGGACGAGCGGGGAGGGAGCGGGUACAGGGCGCCCAACCCCACGCCCGAACACCACAGGAGGGACGAGGGCGGGGAGGGGGAGAGGUGAAAGACAAUGACAAGAACCAGGACUGAACCAGGACUGAACCAGGACUGAACCAGGACUAAAACAGGACUAAAACAGGACUAAAACAGGACUGAAACAGGACUGAACCAGGACUGAACCAGGACUGAACCAGGACUGAACCAGGACUAAAACAGGACUAAAACAGGACUAAAACAGGACUAAAACAGGACUGAACCAGGACUGAACCAGGACUGAACCAGGACUGAACCAGGACUGAACCAGGACUAAAACAGGACUGAACCAGGACUGAACCAGGACUGAACCUGGACUGAACCUGGACUGAACCUGGACUGAACCAGGACUUCACCAGGCUUAAACCAGGUACUAAGCAGGACUAAACCAGGACUGAACUAGCACUGAACCGGUACUGAUCCAGGACUAAAACAGGACUAAAACAGGACUGAACCAGGACUAAACCAGGACUGAACUAGCACUGAACCGGUACUGAUCCAGGACUGAACGAGGAUUAAACCAGGACUGGACCAGGCCUGAACCAGGACUGGACCAGGCCUGAACCAGGACUGGACCAGGCCUGAACCAGGACUGGGGGGCGUGGGAGAGGAGAGACAUUCGCUUGUGUGAGUGGAUGAUCCUGAUGUAGCAGAGGAUCAAGGGACAGUUCUUCUUCUCCUCUUUGUUGAAAACGGACGGCCUUAAACGAAGCCAACACAGAUUUGUUUCUUAAUUUAAAUCUGAAACGUGAUCAGGGACAGAGGGAGGGCCGCGUGGGCGCGUGGGCGUGUGGGCGUGUGGGCGUGUGGGCGUGUGGGCGUGUGGGCGUGUGGGCGUGUGGGCGGGCUGUUCAGAGCAAUACUCAGACAACUUGAACUUCUGGACGUGAUCUGAAGUCUUUUCUGAUCCAUGGAUGCACACGUGUUUGUACAGAUGUAGCCACAGUCACGUUGUACAAAGUAUCCAGAGAAGUUUGUAUUUUCAUUUUAUUUAAUUUCAUUUUAUUUUUUGUGGUGGUUAAUUAUAUUGACCAUUACUUGGAGUCAGUUGGAUUAAAUGAGGUCUGAACCAGGUCUAACCCGAGUCUAAAUCAGGUCUAAACCAGGAAUAAACAAGGACUGAACCAGGAUUUAAUCAGGACUAGGACUAACUGAGGUCUUAACCUGGACUAAACCAGGACUGAGAAAGAACAGAACCAGGUCUAAUAUGUGACUAAACCAGGACUAAAUCAGGACUGAACCAAGUCUAAACAAGGACUGAAUCAGGUCUAAACUGGGACUAAACCAGGAUUAAACCAGAACUGAACCAACUCCAGAUAGGGACUAAAUGAGGUUUAAACCAGGACUAAACAAGGACAGAACCAGGACUGAACAGUACAAAACCAGGUUUAAACCGGAGUCUAAAUCAGGUCUAAACCAGGACUAAACAAGGACUGGAUUUAAUCAGGACUAGGAUGGAACCAGGUCUAAACUGGGACUAAGACAGGAUUAAACCAGGACUAAACCAAGUCUAAACUCGAUUUAAACAUGGACUGACUCAUUGUGUGUCUUCCAGCUCCAAAAUCAGACUGAAUCAGGUCUAAACUAGGUCUCAACAAGGACUGAACCAGGAUUUAAUCAGUACUAGGACUAAAUGAGGUAUAAAUAGGGACUGAACCUGGACUAAACCAGGUCUAAACUGGGACUAAACCAGGAUUAAACCAGGACUAAACCAGAACUAAACCAGAACUAAACCAGCACCAAAAAGGGACUAAAUAAGGUCUAAACCAGGACUAAAGAAGGACAGAUCCAAGACUGAACACCACGUCUAAACCAGGUCUAAACCAGGUCUAAACCAGGUCUAAACCAGGUCUAAACCAGGUCUAAACCAGGUCUAAACCAGGUCUAAACAUGAACUCAUUGUGUGACUUCUGGUCUAAAGUUGACUCAGGUUUUCAGUUGGAGCGUUGUGCGGUCCACGUCUUCCUGGACUUUUUCUUUACUCGUUUCAGAAAACAGUUUUGUAAUUCUUCACGUUUUGAUAAAUGGCAUUAAACAGAAACAGGAUCCAGGACUGAAACUCACUUUGACUAGAGCAGCUACUGUUUUGAGCCUGAUUCAAACUGCUCCACUCCUCAGUGCGUUCCAUUCUUUCACACUGUACUUAUAUUUUGUAUUUAUACGAACUUUGUAUCUGUUAUGAAUAAAAGCCAUGUGACAUCAGCAGACGGGAGCACAACCAAGACCAGGACUGGACCAGGACUGGACCAGGACUGGACCAGGACUGGACCAGGACUGGACCAGGACUGGACCAGGACUGGACAAGGACAAGUUGUCAAAAGUGCUUCUUACCUGAACCAGAACUAAAACCAGGUCUAAACCAAACUGAGCCAAGACUGAACCGGGACUAGACCUGUUGACCAAAACUGAAACUAAAUUAUUUCUAAACCUGAUGAGAUCUUUAACGAUAAAACCUAAACCAGCAGUAAACCAUUUAAAGCUCCACUCUGAAACUUCUGGUCGGGGUUUGCGUUGACCUACUCAAACAUGUGAAUGAAACAAAACACAACUCAGGAGCAGAACCUCCCAGGACCAGGACUAAACCAGGACUGAACCAGGACUAAUUCAGGUCUUAAAACAGGUCCAUGUCCAAACCAGGGCUGAUGGAUUUAAACUGGAACUCAACCAGGACUAAAAUGGGUCUAAAUGACAACUAAGCGAGGUUAAAAUCAAGACCUGAGCCAGAAUUAAACCAACCAGGGCUAAACUGGGUCUAAAGUUGGACUAGACCAAGACUAAACCAGGUCUAAACCAGGACUGGACCAGUUCUAAACCAAGACUAAACCAGGUCUAAACUAAGACUGAACCAGGUCUAAACCAGGACUGAACCAGGUCUAAACCAGGACUGGACCAGGUCUAAACCAGGACUGGACCAGGUCUAAACCAGGACUGGACCAGGUCUAAACCAGGCCUUGUUCUGGUCUUGUUUUGUAGCUCCUGUCUGCUGCGUUUCCUUGACGACCUCUUGAAUCCUCCCUGCUGUGGUUGAACAGUUGAAUAAUGUGUGAAUGUGUCUGAAGUGCCUCUUUCUUUAUACAAUAUUUCAUAUCACACUGUGUGAAGAUUUUAUGUGUAAAUGUCCAAAUGUGAAGGUUUGAACUCAAUACGACUCUGUGCUUCCCUCAAAUCCACAAACUCUCCCUGGAAAUGUGAAUAAAACAACUAUUAUGCAAA